AUGACAGGAAAAGAAACAAUCGCCCUCAUUCAUGGCGCUUUCACAACCUCCAACGACUGGAAGCAGAUAGCCUCGGAUCUUGCACAGUCAUUCCACGUCCUAACCCCCGACCUACCAGGCCAUGGAGAUGCCACAGAAUCAAUUUUCACCGUGGACAAUGCAGCCGAUUCAAUCCAUAAGCUUAUACGAGAAUCCGCAACAGGCGGCAAGGCACAUGUCGUCGGCCAUAGCCUGGGUGCCCAAGUCGCGAUCCGACUAGCAGAAAAAUACCCAAACGUCAUCAGAACCCAAAUAGUAUCAGGUUUCGAAAUCUACCCUUCCUUGCCAUCAACCCCUUGGCUAUCUCGCACACUCUGGACAAUGAAUCGCGUGGAGAACCUAGUUCCUCGCCCGGCAAUUAGGUGGCUGAUGGAUGGUGCGCGUAUCGGCCGAUCCUAUCCAACAAUGAAGGCCUGCAGAGAGAUCGCAGAGGCAAUGAAUACGGCCAUGUUACCUGAGCCCUGGCCUGCACCCACACUCAUUGUGGCUGCUGGUCGUGGAGGAGUGAUCCCUUCGUAUGACCACCCCGACGAUGCACGGAAAUUGGCUGCUAUUGGCCGUGAGCUUAAUGAUAGGACGAUUGCUGUUGUGCAUCCUCGAAUGAGACAUCCCUGGCAUCAGCAGGAUCCUGCUCUUUUUGUUUCUAUGAUCAGGGCUUGGAUUGGAGGGUUUGAAGUACCUGCGGGAUUUGAGAGUUUAUAG
Molecule: messenger RNA, 741 nt
Organism: Penicillium antarcticum
Lineage: Eukaryota; Fungi; Ascomycota; Eurotiomycetes; Eurotiales; Aspergillaceae
Product: alpha/beta fold hydrolase
Exons: 1
Coding region: 1-741 (246 amino acids)
Source: RefSeq, a predicted model, not a curated record